UGGUCCAUUUUCCCGUUGUAUAUCACACGCCGGCUUCUACACAAACUGUCGAUGUUGGUGAGGACUUUGACGUCAGAAAAGUCGCGGAUUUUGCAUCUUGGGGAUGUAGCACUCACGCCCGAUGAAAAUUCAUCCUCGACAGGGAGACACCUGAACAAAACACUCGUCGAAAGGAGAUGAAAACAACGCAGACGUGGGAAGAGUUCAGCCCUGCGGCGAUCGCUGGAUUGCGGUAGGUACAAUGAAUGCCAAAUACACCAGAAAGUGGCUGGUAUUAAACGCACGCCGGAGGGAGUAGUCAUGAAUCGAGCAACAUUUCGUAGGUUAAAAGCUCGCGUGACGUUUCGCCUAAACAUGACUCUGCGGCGCCAAGUGUCGCUUUGAAUGCCCUAUCCGUCGGAAUCAGAUUGCCACCAAUUUAAGCUGCGCUCACCGAGCCCACGGAAUGAAUGUUACUCGCUCCACGGAUUGGGGUUGACGUUCCUGACCCGUUUUACCUUUUGUGUCGGGACACGGUGCUAAAAAAAAUGGCGUCCAGCACCAGUGUCAGUACUCUGCCUGCAAACAGCACCCUGGAGACGCCGAUGUCCACCGAGGGUGAAGGCUGGUUCCACCCGGACACCAUCCUCCUUCCCGUCAUCCGUUGCUGCAUCGGCACUGUGGGCAUCAUCGGUAACCUCCUGGUCUGCAUCGUGGUCGUACGUCUGUGGGGCUCCAACAAGCGCAACACCACCAACACUUUGAUAGCCAACCAGGCCAUGAUCGACUUCGUGGCGUCCGUCUUCCUCGUCGCGGUCACCCUGACGGAGAUGUUCAAAGUGCCACCCCCACAGAACUACUUCUUCGGGCAGAUCUUUUGCAAGUUCUGGGCCUCACGGAUGCUCCUGUUUGGUAUCUUCGCCUCCUCGACCAUCAAUCUGACGGCCAUCUCGAUCGAGCGGUACCUGGCGGUCAUCCACCCCAUCUACUAUUCCAUGAAAUUCGCUAGUACCAUUGUGGCAAAACUGCUCCCCGUUGUGCCGUGGGUAAUCGGUCCGUUCUGGCAGUUCGUGGUGUCGCUGCUCCGGUAUGAGUUUCUCCCGGACAAGAUUGACUGCAUCUACGAAGCCCCCGGGUAUACCAGUGCAAUGGAGAAGGUUUUCGGGCUCAUCCUUUUUCUCUGGGAGUAUUUCAUACCCACGAUCAUCAUGACCUUCGCCUUCGUCAAAAUUGCCUUGAAAUUCCGCCAGCAGAACCUGAAGGUGGCGAGCAGGCGACCCCGGCUUGCGACGGGCGCCACGACCGUAGCCACGAUCUCAGUCAUGAAGGACCACCAAAACUCCAUCUCGGUCGUGGAGCAGAACAGCCCGAUGGAGAACUCCAUGGUGAGCGCCUACGGGGGAGAAGGUGCCGGCACCAGCAGUCAGCCCGGCCGAAGUCAGGGCCCCAAACCUCCGAUGAACAUCCAGCGCAAGAACGUCACCAAGACGCUGUUCGUUGUCUUCAUCUUCUUCGUCAUCUGCUGGUCUCCUGACCAAUGGGCCUUCUUGCAAUACAAUCUCGGUGGGCAACUUGACUUUGGCGGGUGGUUUGUGAACACCGCCAUUGUCGCCGCACAGUUGAAUUCGUGUGUCAACCCGCUCAUCUACGGGCUACAGUACAGAGCCUACAGACAAGGUCUGAAGAAGCUUUUUUGCAAAUGUAAAUGUCGUAGAGGGUGAUCACCCUCUCUCCCGUACAAAUCCCAAAGCAAAGCUCAGCUUGUUGAAUUAUUGUCUCACGCACGUGGCUAUUGGUGUGUGACGUUCCCCCCCCCCAAAGUCAGACGUUCGAAGCAAGCUUUUUACGCCAUGUGCAAGAUGGAGACCGCUUUAUUCUGUGCAGUGUGUUGUAAUAGUUGGCGAAUGACAGCCAAACUCAGAUACUAUCAUUUUGAUGUAACGCCAGUUGAUAAACUUUGACCAGGAGAAAAUAAAUGUGCUGUUAUCUUAUGGGCCCUUAUCAGAUGGAAUUUAACUGAUUUUAAUAGACAUUUCAUAGCAUGAUGACGUCGCAACGUAAGCAACGAUGCUUUUUAAUGUUAUUUUAAAAGAACAAUUAUCAUUAUGUGUGUGAAAAGUCGCCUACUCCCGACUUUAACGGAAUUCUGAGUAAAUGUAUAGGACGAAACUUCAAACUGUUGACGCUCCAUUGGUAAUUGCGCCUUCUCUCGAUCCAGCUAGGGGCUCAGUGGGAGGAAUGAAUGGUUUGCCUAAAUGAAACGAAUGCAAAAAUCUUGCCAGUCAUUCAUUUUUGUUCACGAGGCUGUUUGCUUAUAUUUUUCAUGAUGUAUAAUUUAUUUAAAAUUGUAAUAUACGACAUGACCUAAGUUAAAGAUAAAAUCUUUCCUCUGAUCAAAAUGGGUAAAAUUAAAGUACAGCCUUGAGGUGAAAAAAAAGAUCAAGUUAAAGCUUCGAUGAACGUGGACGGUUUGCAAGACUCCAAAACAAGGAAAGAUGAGUUUAAAAGACGGCAUUGAAGUCUCGAAUCAGUCCAUUACCUGCACGAAACGUCGGAACGAAGAGUAAAACGCACGGUUGGGCUAAUGGGAUUGAAUCUAAAUAUGGGUCGACACGACGGACGAAAUAGGGGUACGCGUGUCUGCUUUCAAUAUAAUAUGGAAAUGUCACCCAACUUGGAACUUGGUUAAGGGUUUGCCAUUUGCUCCACUUUCUCAUUUUGUGCGGUCGAAAUGAAUCGAAUGUAUUGGAAUCACUUUGAGUAAAUUGCAGGAUUUAAGCUUCAGCACGCACAGGCCUAACGACCUUUGGCACCUUCGCUUUUAACUCCACGCUAGUCUUGAGUGAUCUUCGGCGUGCGAAAUUGUAAAAUUGCGUGUAGGGAUAACCAGGGGCGUAGCCUGGGGUUGGAGGGGAACUUCCUUCCUUGUGGGAACUCUUGCCCCUUUAAUUUCCUCUUGUCCCCAUCUGAGAAGAGCUCGGCGAAGCCACUGAGGAUAAUAUUGAAGCUAAACGUGGUCAUGUUAGUUCGCGAUUAAUCUGUGUUUAAGGUAUAAUGGAUGUGUUCACCUGUGAACAAAUAGUGCUCUUGCUUAUGGAAUCUCGGUGAUACCAAGUGCGACGACCUUGACCCCAGAGAGGAAAAAAACCUCCCAAAGUUCGACUCAAAACGGUCACCCCAAACGAGACGAUUGAAAUAAGGCGCACCACUUCAAACAAGCAAGGAGCAUUGGUUUUCGUUUCCUUUCCUGCCAGGCAUUGACGAAUUGGCUGGAGUUUAACCCAAUUGUGAUGUCGUCGUUGGGUCAUUCCGUCUCACGCAAAGAAGAGCAAGUAAUGUAAAUAUCGUGUCAAAAACUGGCGAGGGAAUAUUUGAAAGCUUUUACCGUAGUUUUUCUGGGUGGCUGCGUGUAAAGACGUGCAAAAGUGUUGACAGUUUGCCCUUGAUACACCAGUCCAACUUCUACUUAUCUUCGUUAAUAUUUCACUCCAUAGAGCGUAUUACGAUCGUCAAACAAGUGUUAAUAACGUAGUCAAAAUUUGUUAAUUAGAAGAUACACACACGAAAGUGACCCUUUCGUCAGAAUGGACGUCAAAGUUUGCACACGCGGUAAACCAAAACACAACAAGCAAAGCGAAUGUAUUAUCGGAAACCAGUGCGCGAGAUGGAUACCAUCUUCGAUUUAUGGGUUCAUAUUUUAAGACAAAGGCUACCCUAAGCUUCUGUCAGUUCUGGUUUUCGCAUGGCAAAAUGAUAGCAACUGUUUCUAUGGUGCAAUAAUGUAGUUGGAUGUAACAAUGCUUGAAAUAAUUUGCGCUAUUUCUCCCGAAUUGUGUGCCUUUUAAGCUUAUACAUUACAGGCCUACUUCUUGUUUGCGCGCUCAUUCCCUGUACACAAGGAGAGUAGAAUAACAAUUCUACAGGUCGUUAUCUAAAUGCGCAUAUUAUUGACGAUGACGUAGUGUUGAUAUGAAGUUUUAAUGAUAUGAUGGUUAAAUUCGCUGCAGCUUUGUACCAUGCCAUCUUGUGUCAUGGAAAUUUUUGUCCUAGUUCGCGGCAUCGUCGCACCGCGAAAUUAGACUUUUUCACGGUGAUUAGAACGUUCUAUUCCAAUGCAACAAGAGCUCUGUGAACUUUCGGAUUAUAAUGCAGUGAUUUAUUUAGGUGAGAAUCUUUGUUUAUUUAUCAUUUAUUCCUACAAAUAACGGAUUUUUUACCUACAGCUGUGGAAAGAUUAAUUUCAACCGGUAACAGAUCGAAUUAGAAAUUUUAUAUGCCAUCUGGAAGAACUGUUCUUACCUCUGCGCGAAUGUGAAACAUUUAGUUGUUAUAAUUGUCGACAAAGGUGUGCUUUCUGUGUUACUGCUGUGCAAAGCCUCGCUAUAGAGUAUGCGGACACAAUGAACGUCAUAUCACCUGUAGCUGGACGCUUGGCAUUUUUCACCUCACAUUUCGCACGAAAAAAAUGGCUUAUUUUUAUAGAUAGAGAAUAUAACAUUUGCAUAUUUUGUUCGUGUAUUUCUAAACGUCGUGUUGUGGAAUAAAAAUGAACUGCAUCUGA
Molecule: messenger RNA, 4540 nt
Organism: Acanthaster planci (crown-of-thorns starfish)
Lineage: Eukaryota; Metazoa; Echinodermata; Asteroidea; Valvatida; Acanthasteridae
Product: trace amine-associated receptor 8c-like
Biological process (GO): G protein-coupled receptor signaling pathway
Cellular component (GO): membrane
Molecular function (GO): G protein-coupled receptor activity
Source: RefSeq, a predicted model, not a curated record